AUGCGCAGCAAGUGGUGGAAGCGGCGCGAGCAGCGCGGGUGGUCGCCGCAGUCGGAGCCAGCCUCCCCGCGCCUGGGCGAGCGCCACGCGCGCGACCUGCUGGGCUGCCUGCAGGACCUGGACAACGACGACGACAACGACGACGACGUCGACGUCGACGACAACGACGACGACUUCAUCUUGCCCUGCCUCUCGAACAGCUUUUUAGCAAGAGAGCAAGAGAAAGCUGGCGGGAGCGGCUGUCGCUGCAGCCACCCGUGCGCGUGCAACAGCGAGGUGCACUGCGCCCCCCAGUGGACGGACGCGUGCGUGGGCAGCGACUUGCCGCUGCGGCGCCAUGACGUCACCAAGGACGCCGUCAUACUCUUGCCUCCUCUUUGGAUGACAUGCUAUUUACCUUGGCUGGUGCUGCGCAAAGGAAUCCUCGACGCCGAAGCCCGGCUGCGGAUGAAGAGCCUGGCCAAGUCGGCCAUCAAGGCGAUGAGCGACGCGAAGAUCAAGGCGGAGGCGAUGGCGCACGCGAUGGCGCAGGCCAAGGCGAAGAAGCUGCUGGCGAAGCUGCGCGCGGAGGAGGAGGCGCGCAAGCAGGCGCAGGCGGAGGCGGCGGCGCAGACGCUGGCGGAGGUGCAGGCGCUGGCCACGGCCCGCGCGCGAGCGCUCGUCGAGGAGAAGCGCAAGGCGGCGCAGGCGGCGCGCGCCAAGGUCAUGGCCAAGGUGCGCGGCGAGGAGGCGGCGCGUGCGCGCGCCGAGGAGCAGCGCAAGGCGCGCGCCGCCGCCAGCGUGCGAGAGGCCGUGGCCAAAGCCAAGGCCGAGGCGGCCGCCAAGGCGCGCGCCGACGCCAAGGAGCUGGCCCGCCUGCGGGCCGAGGCCAAGGCACGCGCCAAGGCCAGGAGGGACACCCACCACAACGCCGCCAUGGCUGCCCCCAGCCGCCCAGCCCCCGCCGCCCAGGGCCCUCGCCGCCCCGAGGGCAGUGCCUGGGUGCGCUUGGGCGAAGAGGCGGCGCCUCCGGAGGACACCAAGCCCCUCCUAGAAGAAGACGACGACGGCUGGGAGGAAAUUGAAGCCAUGUGCGUGCCCUGCAUUGCGAUAUCCAAACAGGCGGAUGGAGUGCAGAAGGUGACGAUAAACAAUAAAACAAAAGAUGAAGCAGAAACAGCAGGGAAGAUAUCGACAGAUCCCGAAUUGGAGACUGAGACGCAGAAGGCGAUAGGGGAAAAGGCGGCGACAACGCAAGAGGGGAAAGAGGGGGAGACCACGGCAGACAACAACCCAACACAAGACACGAAACAACUAACGGAAAUGGAGAGAGAGGUGUGGGUGCGUAUAGGCAACGAGGGAAAAGCGAACUUGCAUAAAAAGAUGAACAUUGCCAAGAAGCCCGAGCUGCGCGCCGUCGAGGAGGCCCGGCGCCGCGCAGAGUGCGUGGCCAGGGCCCGCGCCGAGGCCUUCGCCAAGGAGAAGGCGCAGUUGGAGCUGACCAAGAUGCAGCGCAGCAAGUCGGAGGCCGAGGCGCGGGCGAGGGCGCAAGUGCAGGCGGAGUCGGGGCAAGCGGAGGCGGAGGCGCAAGGGGAGUUGGAGGUGAAGGCGGAGGAGGAAGUGGAGACGAAGGCGAGGGCCGAGGCGAAGCAGCAGGAGCCUCCGCCCAACGUCGUGGCGAUCUCGGUGCAGUCGCGGCCGGCGGGGGCGAUCGCGGAAGGGGCGUCCGCUGCCGAGGAGUCCGCCUCCAAACCCACCAUCGCCCUCUCGCUGUGCGACGGCGAGAACCACUGGUCCUUCAACAUCGCCGAGUGGCGCCUCUCGCAGGGCGGCCAACUGCAGCUCAAUUGCGCGCUCUCGCGCCACGACGCCGUCUCCUGCGCCCACAUGCUGCCAGAGGUGCCUGGGUCUCAUGACCUACAUCGCUCACAUCCCUGCAUUUCCGAUAUUUCUCCAAGAUGAGUUUCAUUUAAUUGAGACUUACGAGAGAUUCUUAAAAGCACCCCUAAAGACAUAGUUUCGAAGCUACGUCCAUGCAUUAAAACACCUGUUGUUGACCGCCUGGAGUUCUGUUAUCUUCAAGAACAUCUAGUGCUGCUCAGUACAUAAUGGAGGAAACAUAAUUUUGAGCCUCAUUAUACAGGCACGCAAUAAGCCCCACAGUGUGCAAUCAGCUUUUACUACGAGCGUUAUCUACGAUUUGACAGCUAUUAACAUAGUAUCAAACUCAGACAAAGACGAAGCCAUUUCUCGGACAUGGAACAAUUUUAUGAGUAGGUUUCACAGGAACAACAUUUUUUAAUAUCAACCUAAAGAAGUAUCCUGACCUUGUACCUUACAAUUUAUUCCUUUACAAAUUCACAUCUGUUGUCAGUGAACCCGCUUCCAUGCGAGUGCGUUUUCGUGACCACUAAUGCCGUGAGACAUUAUCAUCUCCUAUUUUUCUAAAAGUCGACACGGCGAAAGAAAUGCACGGUGUUCUGCAGGAAUCAAAAUGUAACACACUUAGGAAGAGCGUGGAACAGUAUUGAAUGGUAAACCAAUUAGAGCAAAAAUUGUACAUAUCACAUUUGGUCAAAUAUGGCUUUGUUAAGAUCCAUCAGAACCAAAGGCAAUAAUCAGCUACCGCAAUACUUUUCUAAUGUUACAUAUUUACUCUUAUACGAUAUAUUUAUUGUACACUUGCAAUUACUUGGAGAAUGAUAGACGAGAAAUAAAAACAGAAUUGUAAGAAAAAGGCAAAUCAGAUAAAAAUUCUAAGAACUGCGCCUAUUUACUCCUCGACACAAACAUUCUUUACAAUAGUAUACCAACUGCUGACCAAAACUGCGUGUCUGCCAAGAGGCAACAGAUUUCUAACAGUAAGGUUUUAUUUACUAUACAGGAUAUGUCCACACUUGUAACAUCAUAUUUUUAUAGAAAAUAUAAGUAGACCACAGUUAAGAAAACGCGAUUAAGAAGGCAAGAGAGAUGUAAAGUGAGAGAGAGAAUGUUAUCAGCUUUGUGUUAAUAAAU
Messenger RNA from Gryllus bimaculatus (two-spotted cricket), 2994 nucleotides. The record is from the annotation of a GenBank genome assembly. NCBI's taxonomy places the organism in Eukaryota, Metazoa, Arthropoda, Insecta, Orthoptera, Gryllidae.